AUUUGCAACCAAUCAUAGUUUGCAAAAGAGUUGUGCGUGCAUGGCCACCAUUAAUUUCACCAUUCCAAAAUUAUCAAUUACCAAUUAACUUCCUAAGCUUGCAUGCAUGGGACCUAAUUCCUAGCUACGUCCCUAUCCAUGCACAUCCACGUCCAAUAUUCAUAACCACCAACCAAAUGGAAAAUCAAGGCGCCGGAGGGAAGAGGUUGGUGGUGGUGGUGGCUGAUCCUGGCCGGGAGUCUGCCGGAGCUCUUCAAUGGGCAUUAUCUCAUGCAGUGCUAGAACAAGAUGAUAUAAUUCUCCUUCAUGUUGAACCGAUGAAUGCGAGGAAGACAACUACUCUUUCAUUCCUCCGUCGGCAAGCUGCCGGGAGUCCUAUGGAGAGCGGUGGCGGUGGCAGUGGCGGUGAGUAUUAUGAGUUUCUUUAUUCGAUGAAAGCCGAAUGCAAGAGGAAGCAACCUAAGGUGAAGGUUCAGAUUGAGAGGGUGGAGAUGGAGGAUAAGGAUAAGGCAAUCACUAUUCUAACUCAUGCCGAUGUUCUCGGGGCCGGGCUUCUUGUUAUCGGCCAACGAAGGAAUUCGGGGACUUUUAUUGGAAGAAAGCUAAGUGAGACAAUGUCAAUGAAGGGGAAUGAUAUUGCUGAUUAUUUAAUUGAAAAUAGCAAAUGUUUAUGUGUAGGAGUUCAGAAGAAGGGACAAAAUGGAGGCUAUGUUCUCAAUACCAAGACACAUAAGAACUUUUGA
This is a messenger RNA of Dioscorea cayenensis subsp. rotundata (Guinea yam), 743 nucleotides long. RefSeq lists its product as uncharacterized. NCBI's taxonomy places the organism in Eukaryota, Viridiplantae, Streptophyta, Magnoliopsida, Dioscoreales, Dioscoreaceae. The record is from RefSeq and is a predicted model, not a curated record.